GCGCCGUGAUUCCAUUCUUGCACAAUGUCGUGGCUUUGUUAUAUUGGCGAAACUGUGGCUGCCACGAGCUCAUCUCGCUUGCUUCGUCCCGGCUCACUACCGGCUCUACUGCAAUCAAACAUUCGCAGAGCCUCUGUCUUUACUGUUUCUGUCGCUUCCGAGGGAACGGCACAGGAGACAUCAUGUCAGGCACAGGCGAAGACAUUGACUGGAGUUUGAUUGGGCCCCCGCCGGACGACGGCCAUGGACACGACACGCACAAGGGCGACCUGAGCACGAAUGGGCCAGAAGUUGUGGGUGUCUGCUGGAUGCUGGUCGCGCUGGCCACGAUAUUCCUGGGAACGAGGUUGUAUGCAAAGUUCAUAGCGCAUCGGGGCAUGUGGUGGGAUGAUCACUUGCUGGUAUCGUCGUGGUUUAUGCUAUUAGCAUAUGUUAUUCUGAUAACAUAUGCCGUUUCCAGAGGUCUCGGCACACAUGACGGAAGUGGCCUCAAUGACCCUUCGACCAUGCAGUUUUUGAUUGCCAUCUCCAUCACCUUCGGUUCGCUGGGCGCCGCGUGGUCCAAAACAUCUUUCGCCAUAACCCUGCUCCGCAUUACGAACAGAUUCGUCCAAGCUGGGCUGUGGUUCAUUGUGAUUACCCUCAAUCUCUCUCUCGCGUUUAAUGCCGUCUUGCCCUACGUGUGGUGUACGCCAGCGGCCAAGGGCUGGUCGCCAACCAUUCACGGCAAUUGCUGGGACAGAAAAGUCACGAUCCGCUACAGUAUGUUUGCAGCCGGCUACUCGGCGGGCAUGGACUUUAUUCUCGCCAUCAUCCCUUGGACCGUCAUCAUGAAGCUGAAUAUGGCGUUAAAAGAGAAGCUGGGGGUUGCCGUUUGUAUGAGUCUUGCGGUCGUAGCUGGAGUCACAUCAAUCGUUCGCUGCAUCAAUGUGAGACUUCUUUACGAAGAAGAUUUCACUUUCGAGGCCGGAAUUUUGGCCAUGUGGACAGCUGCCGAGAUGUCAGUGACCAUCAUCGCGGCGUCUAUCCCAGUUUUACGUAUCUUGAUUCGGAACAUCGUCACCCACAGAUCGUACUCUCAGUCCGGUGGCAACGGCGAUUUUCAUGGCACGACACACACUUCUGUCAUCACAAGCUCGCGAAAGGGCUUGAAGAGCGGCAGUAGUGGUGAUGCAGAUAGCAUCACAAGUCUCGGACUGCCGAGACAAGAUCCCAGGCACAUUGUCAAGUUCGAGACCGUGAGAGUGGACUACGAAAGAAGGUCCAUGAGCCAGAGUGAUAACAUCAACACGUAUGGGUUUGAGAUGGUGCAUGUCCCUCCAAAAAGGCAUAGAAGCGUACGGAUGUUUUGAAGCAGGGUUAGAUCAUGAAAUGAUAUGUGAAGAUCCGCCCUAUUUUCAUGACAAUCUAACGGGGCGUCUAGAGUAUGUACUACAUGGGAACUUAUUUAUAUCACUCGUUUGAAAAAUCGCGCCACAGAUUAGAAUCAAUUCUCU
Truncatella angustata is the source of this 1496-nucleotide messenger RNA. RefSeq lists its product as uncharacterized. The coding region runs from base 183 to 1352 and encodes 389 amino acids. The record is from RefSeq and is a predicted model, not a curated record. Lineage: Eukaryota; Fungi; Ascomycota; Sordariomycetes; Amphisphaeriales; Sporocadaceae. The transcript has 3 exons.